Centruroides sculpturatus (bark scorpion) is the source of this 894-nucleotide messenger RNA. RefSeq lists its product as uncharacterized. The transcript has 2 exons. The coding region runs from base 75 to 734 and encodes 219 amino acids. The record is from RefSeq and is a predicted model, not a curated record. NCBI's taxonomy places the organism in Eukaryota, Metazoa, Arthropoda, Arachnida, Scorpiones, Buthidae.
AUAUAUAAAGUAGUAAACGUUUCCACUACAUACAAUUGUUUCGUUUGUUCGCCGUUAACCGAACCCGUUACGAGAUGAUGCCCACGUGUCUCCUAGUCCUUUUCUUUGCUGCGGGUGUAGCAUUGGCAUAUUCACCUUUUCAAACUAACCAAUACAUGGAUACGGUUCUUCACACAAAUCUUCCCGCUGACGGAGCGUAUUCGAACAUCGAUCCGGCCAGAUUAGGUAACUUCACCUUUGAAAGAAGAACUAAAGUAAUGUUCAUCAACGUCAAAGUUAAAAUUGAUUAUUAUAAUGGAAACAUGACCGGUAUGUUCAGGGGCAGAAGGGCGAGAGACUGUUCUCCGAUAUAUCGCGGUCCCUACGGUAACGCUACCCUUAACUGCACGGUGGAAUUCAGAGAUAUAAAGUUUCAAUUCCAGGGUAAGUUGAAAUACGGCAAGCUCCCGACAACGAGUAUCACCGUAACUGGCAGUAUGUCUCCUAGUUACGCUUACGUCGAAGUGACUUCUAGAUACGAAUUCAAUUCUCCGUCCCUUAGAACGAUGCAUUUAACGCAAACCGGAAAAGUUACUUCUAAAUUCACAGGAUUGGGUCCACUUAAUAACGAACUGAAGAAGUUUGCGGAGGACGAAUUCAAUCAGAGAUUAACCAGCGAAUUUUUCAACGUAUUUACCUAUAACUACUUCCCCGCUAUGGGAAGAGCGUGUACUCGUACCAGGAUGCCUCUAUAAAAUGCUCAUCUAUCAGAAAUUUUAUAUAUGUAAAAUUGCCAGCACAAAAAAUUUACGCUGUGAAAAUUUAUAAUUUCCAUUGUUAAAAACACUCAAAUUAAUUUUAAUUAUAUUACAUCUGUUACGUUAAUUCCGAAUAAAUAUUAUUUGUAUCUCUGGU